UUCUCCAUCGGCAUCGAUCGACCAAAGCAGCUGCAUAUUAAUUAAAAAUGUCGUCAUCGAUCGGAAAAUGUGAUACCGUCGUCUCGCUUCCACCGGGAUUCCGGUUCCACCCGACUGACGAGGAGCUCAUCCUCCACUACCUCAAGAACCAGGCCGCCGGCCUCCCCUGUCCGGUCCGGAUCGCCGCCGAGAUCGACAUAUACAAGUUGGACCCAUGGGACCUACCCGAGAAGGCGGUUUACGGGGACCGGGAGUGGUAUUUCUUCAGCCCGCUGGACCGAAAGUACCCGAACGGCGUCCGGCCGAACCGGGCUGGGUUGUCGGGGUACUGGAAGGCGACCGGGACUGACCGGGCGGUGUUGACGAGCCAAGGGAAGGUCAAGAUCGGGGUGAAGAAGACGCUGGUGUUCUACAAGGGCAAGAACCCGAAGGGGGCGAAGACGGAGUGGAUCAUGCAAGAGUAUCGACUUGCUAACGACGACGAAGACGACGACGACGACGAUUCAUUAAUUGGAAGACCCAAGAACAAUUUUGGACCAUUUAAUUCUUCCAUGAGGUUAGAUGACUGGGUUCUUUGCCGGAUCUACAAGAAGAGCAGCCAGCAGUUUUCAGUAGCCGAUACGGAGAGAUCAGGAGACUCGGUGACAUCGCGUAUGUUCAGAUGUUCGCCGGAGAUUCCCGGAGCGGCGGACUCGGCUGGCUUUCCUGCAGUCUUGCACCGAGAUUUCGACGACGACGGCAACGUCGUCGUCCCUGCUAAUUGGUUGGCGGAGGAUUCGGCUAGCUCGAAGCGGAGGAGGGCGUCAAAUAAUGGUGGGUUUAUUCAUGAAGGGAUCAGUGAGGGUUCCAGGAGAUCGACGGUCGGUAAUCAGUUGGAUGCCAUGUGCCAGUCUGCGUUGAUGCAGCAGUUGAUGAUGAAUCUGGCAGUGAGCUUGGGCUUGCACUGAAUUAACUCUGUGGCCCUGUCCUGCAUCAAAUCUCCAAUAUUUUAGGAUCUCACUUGCAAAGAGAAAUAUUAAAUUACAGUGAGAAAUAAUUUGGGUUUAGAUGUUAGGUUUUUUUUACGUCGACCACUCCGUAACUUGUUCAUUAUUUUAGUUGGGGGUGUAUUUUAUUUAAAUUAUCAUAUAUAAUUUUGAUUAUAUGAUUA
Molecule: messenger RNA, 1150 nt
Organism: Zingiber officinale
Lineage: Eukaryota; Viridiplantae; Streptophyta; Magnoliopsida; Zingiberales; Zingiberaceae
Product: NAC transcription factor 29-like
Exons: 3
Coding region: 48-947 (299 amino acids)
Biological process (GO): regulation of DNA-templated transcription
Molecular function (GO): DNA binding
Source: RefSeq, a predicted model, not a curated record